AUGCCGUCUACGUUUGAUAAGUUUACAUGGGAAAUUUUUCAUACAAUUUUUGAUUAUUUGAAAACAAUCGAUCUUCUCUAUGCAUUCGUUAAAAUAAAUCCAUAUGUGAACACUAUACUUCAUUCGUAUCCUCGUAUUCAACUCAAUUUUAAAUCUAUGAAAAAAUCAACAUUCUAUUUUAUAUGCGAACAUAUUCAUCCUAAUCAAAUACAAUCACUUGUUCUUUCUGAUGAUGAAUAUACACCAGGUCAAAUAAAACUCUUCAUGUCACUUUUACCACUUAUUCAAUUUAAUAAUCUCCAACAUAUUAGUAUUGAUCAGAUUGCCGAUGGGAAUUUACUUUGUUUGAUGUUAUCACAUCUUGAAAAUAAUGUUCGAAUUCACUCAUUAUCAGUCAAUAGCGAAUUAAUUGAUAUAAAUAUAAAAAAUGCUCGUAGUAUUACUGAUAUAUUAACAACUCUGCCUUCUUUAAAAUAUUUGUCAUUCAUUGAUAGUUCACUAUUGAUUACUCUUCGACAACCAUUAUCUAAAGUGACGCAUUUAACUAUUUAUUCCUGCUUGUUCAAUGAUCUACGAAUUAUUUUUCGUUGGAUACCAAAUCUACGUUAUCUUAAAAUAUCCGUACCAUUUCAUGAUGAUAUACUAACAUCUGAUCAUGUUCUACCACAUUUAAGUUCUUUAAUAAUUGAAUCACAAAGUUCGAUGUUAUUUAAUCAACUUGAAAAUUUCCUUUCGUUUACUCCAUCACUCAAACAUCUUACACUGGAAACGAUGGGCGAACAAGCUAUGCUUGAUGGAAGACGAUGGGAGAUGUUAAUUAAAACAAAAUUACCAUAUCUAACAAAAUUUGCAUUGAAUAUAACACCAGAAGAAAAUGAUAUGACUGCCGAUGGUGUGCUUUCACAUUUUCAAAAUUCAUUUUGGACAAUAGAUAAACAUUGGCAAAUGGCCUGUUUAAUUUCCACUAUGACUCAAACAUGCGUGCAACUAUUUUCUGUACCUCAGUUUUCUCCAACUGAUAGUUGGUAUCCACCAGAAGAAGGUUUUAUUAAUCAUUCAUUAAAUCAUUAUUUAUUCCAUGAAGAUUGUACUCAUCUACGAGUGUCUCAUUUUCCAUCUGAGGUUCUCGCUCCAUUAUUCUUCAAACAUAUUCGUAUUUUAUCACUCGAAUGUACCACUGACAAUAUCGAUCAAAUACAAAAAAUUGUCGAUUUGUUUUCUGUCAAACAUCUCAAAUUCGGAUCUUCUGUACGAUGUAGACCAUUUAACGAUCUUUUGAAAUAUGCACCAAACAUUUAUCAACUAACAAUGGAUCGUAAAACAUUGGUGCAAAUUAUUGAUUCGCCUCCAGAUGAUCAAAAGGUAUACGAACAAAUAAAAAAGUUAAAUGUCGAAGAUACCAUACUUAAUAAGGAUAUUGAUCAAAUCUGUCAAAUAUUUCCAAAAUUAGAACAUGUUUCUUUGUCUGUAAAAGAGCGAGAAGAUAUUUUUCCAAUAUUUAAUGGACUUCAUUAUUUGACGAGCGCAAUUGUUAGUUGGACUCAUCCUUUUAAUACUUCUCCGUCGAUCAUUGAUGAAUAUUUAAACCAAAAUAGUAUAUGUACUGAUGGUACAUAUCGCUUUCACGCAUCUUCACUUCAUGUGUGGAUUGAUUGA
Rotaria sp. Silwood2 is the source of this 1656-nucleotide messenger RNA. Lineage: Eukaryota; Metazoa; Rotifera; Eurotatoria; Philodinida; Philodinidae. The record is from the annotation of a GenBank genome assembly.